Molecule: messenger RNA, 1707 nt
Organism: Aspergillus wentii DTO 134E9
Lineage: Eukaryota; Fungi; Ascomycota; Eurotiomycetes; Eurotiales; Aspergillaceae
Product: nucleic acid/nucleotide deaminase domain-containing protein
Exons: 1
Coding region: 46-1470 (474 amino acids)
Source: RefSeq, a predicted model, not a curated record
ACCCUACCCACACCUAUCAACUAUCAAAGACUACACAUAAACACAAUGAAUCCACAGCUCAAACCAGUGGAAAAGAAACGGAUUCCACCAACAGCUGUUGAUGUCCAAAACCUCCUGGCUGCGAUUCGCAAGGUCGAGCAACGCCACAAAGUGCGCAUUCCCCAUGACAAUCGACAGACAGAAGCACCGGACAAUUCGCCCACGAGAAAUCCCCUUCGCUUAAGAGAAGUCCUUGAUGCCCUGGCAGCCUUUUGCGUCUCCAAGCCCAAGGAAACUAUUGCAAUUUCCGUGGAGUGGAAGCAGCUACCUGAGAUGAGGAUUGUCUUGUUCAUUGCGAAUAAUGAUGAAGUCGAGGAUGAAACCCAACGGCAUCUUGGGGAUAUGUGGCGUCUUAUGCAAGCGAUGGCAUCUGUCUAUCGACAAAACCUACUUGAUUCUGAGAAGGAUAGUGAACUGGAGGAUCUGAGCCACCGGUUUUCAGAGCUCUGUUUAAACUUCUCCUUUGACAAGUGGAAGCAUCGUCUUAAUUCGAAGCUUUCUGCAUUGCUUUCAAUUAGCAUCGUGGAUUUGCCAGACACUGAUCCAUUUCUUGCUGCCCGUCAACACAUCCUAGGUCUGGCUCUACUGUAUACCCGCGAGAAUGCAAAAAUUGGAAAACCAGAGGACAGAGUGAAAUGGCGACAGUUCACCGUCUACCUCAGAGAAACUCAAGACGCUAUCGAGGCAUUUUUACAAACAGAGCCCUUCCAUGGCCCAAACAGUGGACGAUUUGUCGAGUUUCCAGCUCUUGAAAAAUACCUCCGCAAGGUCACGACGCCGCUUAACCAGCUUAAUGCGCUGAAAGCUGCGACGAGAUCCCCCCAGUGCAGGAAGCUGUUCAUGUGCCCAUUUGAUAUCAAAGCACUUUCCUCCACAGCAAAAGUUGCCACCGUUCCCAACACCGCCAAGGACUGGGAAGGAGUUUUCGAAAUGGCGGCGAGUGUCCAUCGAGAGGAAUACUUGAUGGACAUGGAUGUGGUUACAGAAGAAUGCCAGCACAUAGCAAGGGAAGCGGUUAGACGGCAUGUCUCAGUACACGCUGAGGUUAAACUUGCGGUUCACGCAAUACAAACUAAAAACGAGUCCUACACUUAUAUCGGCGUUUCUAAACUGUCUUGCCGCGGCUGCCAGGUAUUCCUAUCAGCACUCAACGCUGUCCACAAUAAACGUUUCUUCACAAAAGGAUCUCAUGGCAAAUGCUACUAUCCGUGGCAGUUUCCCCAGAACUUUUACUGCAGCGAAAUGGUAGCAGCCAAAGCAUACCGGUCCUUGGCGGAAUCCUGGGUCUCUACAUAUCAUGGAUAUCGUCUAAAACCGGUGGAUUCAUCAGCAAAGUCUUAUAAACCAACCCCAGAAACUGGACUGCGAAAACCCGGCGAGAACUUUAUUUCCCUCAAUGACUUGGUCAAUGCUAUGUCAGACGAGGAAUGAACGUUCUUACUUUUUCCGAUACAUGGUUUCUUCCGGGUUAGUGAAAUUAUGCUUCAGAAAUGCCUGUUUUAGCUAGUCAUUUGUUUCAUUUAUUAAAAAUCUCUGAAAAGUGUUGCUUUCAACCAUUCUGAUAUUUGUUGCAUUAUUCAAGUUUAUUCAGAAUCCACCGAUGUGCUCAUCCAUACAUCAUCCCGACAUCACCACAACUGCCUGCACACUUAAACAACUAUACAUCCA